Messenger RNA from Penicillium riverlandense, 1455 nucleotides. RefSeq names its product fungal specific transcription factor domain-containing protein. Gene Ontology annotation, molecular function: sequence-specific DNA binding; zinc ion binding. NCBI's taxonomy places the organism in Eukaryota, Fungi, Ascomycota, Eurotiomycetes, Eurotiales, Aspergillaceae. The transcript has 4 exons. Gene Ontology annotation, cellular component: nucleus. Gene Ontology annotation, biological process: positive regulation of transcription by RNA polymerase II; DNA-templated transcription. The record is from RefSeq and is a predicted model, not a curated record. The coding region runs from base 1 to 1455 and encodes 484 amino acids.
AUGUUGUCGAGGGAUAAUACUCAGCGCCUAGUGCAGCGGUACUUCGACUUCGCUGUGCCGGUUGACCGAUUUAUCCAUCGGCCGACUAUAGAGGCCUGGCUUGAGGAAUUUUAUGAUUCUGGUGGUGCAAUGCAUGCCAAGCCGAAUUCACAUGCGCGUCUCGCUCUCCUUUUCAUGAUUUUUGCACUAGCGCAGGCGCACAUGGAUCCGAGUCCUACUGCUGCCGGAGCUGAAAUGAGCGUCCAGGCGCGGCUGUGCCAGUGUCUCUGGCUCCUCUCUGAGUCCCGGAUCAAUCAUUGCUGGACACUGUUUGGAACUGUUGCACGGCUAACCUACGCAAUUGGCCUCCACCGCAAAAGGAACGCCGGCUAUGUCGACCACAUAGAGCUCGAAUGCCGGCGCAGGACUUUCUGGAGCGCCUACGCUCUUGACAACUAUCUAAGCGCUGCACUCGGAAGGCCCCUCACAUUUCACGAUGAAGAUAUCGACCAAGAGUUGCCUUCCUGCGUAGACGACGCUGGAAUUUAUGUGAAUCAUAUCGUUAAAGAUGACAGUCAUGAGCAGUCAGUCAUGCUGGGCCCUGUCGCAUAUGCUAACUCGAUUCUGCGAAACGUCUACUCGAUCAAGCCGUCACCACAGAGUUUAAGACAUGCUUUUGUGACUCAAUAUACUGAGGAGCUGAGGAGCUGGCGGGCCGGCGUCUCUGAUUUUCUCGAUCCGCCAGCGAGAGCGGCACCCCUGAUUCCAAUCUUCCAGCGGCAGAAGAAUGUCCUAAAUCUUGCAUAUUGGCAUACUAUUAUUCUCAUGCACCGACCUUUUCUCUUGCAAAAAUUUACACAAUUGCGGAAUUCGACCGAACCGAGUCAGAACGAUGGCUGGGGGUCUGAACUGCAAAUCGAACAAAGCAUCGAUGAAUGCGUACAGGCAGCUACGAGCAUUGUGCAACUGGUGGAUGAGAUGGUUCAAACAAGACAGCUUUUUCGCGCAUUCUGGUUUACCUCAUACUUUGCUUUCUCUGCGGCGGUGAUUCUCUACAUUUAUACCAUCCAGAAGAGCAAAGAUGCUGGGGAGAGUUACUGGGGCUAUUUAAAUGCUGCUAUCCGUUGUCAACAUCAGCUCUCAAGCUUGGCAGAUGCCGAGUCCCUGGCUGCUCGGUACUGUUUGGUCCUAGAAGAAUUGCGGAUUGAAGCGCUGCGACAGACUGGUCAAAAUAGUGGCCCAGUCUCGCCGGCUGAAAGACCGGAGCUUUCCCUUUCCCUGGGGAGCACGGAUGCAUUUGCCGCGACCAAUGAGAGGCCCACGGGCACAGGUCUUGGCCUCCCUGAUGUUGGCGUGGCCGAGGUUGGAGGUUUUGACGAUUUCAUGCCCAUCGAAUGCUUGCCCGAAAUGACGAGCUGGGCCCAAUUCGAGGAGCUGGUGAGUGCCCCGCGGGAGGAACUAUACCCGCCUAGAUAA